Messenger RNA from Vollenhovia emeryi, 948 nucleotides. RefSeq names its product protein FRG1 homolog (gene FRG1). The record is from RefSeq and is a predicted model, not a curated record. Bases 119 to 895 code for a protein of 258 amino acids. NCBI's taxonomy places the organism in Eukaryota, Metazoa, Arthropoda, Insecta, Hymenoptera, Formicidae. Gene Ontology annotation, molecular function: actin filament binding. Gene Ontology annotation, cellular component: catalytic step 2 spliceosome; nucleolus; striated muscle dense body. The transcript has 5 exons.
GAACACUGUGUGUGUGUGUGCAGAAGCCAUUCUUGUGUUUCCUGGGCAGUAUUCGCUAGUCGAAUUUGUUUCUCUUGUGCGAUUGAUAUUGCAGUAAGGGUUUGAAGAAUUUGUUAAGAUGUCGGAAUAUGAUAAAGUGCGGACGGGAAAGUUGAUAUUGAAAGGCGAAAGAUUAAGGCCGAAGAAACGAAAGUCUAAGAAACAAGAAAGGGAGCAGGAUGCCACUGUGGAGGAUAAAGAUACUCUUAGUCAUGGAGGAUGGUGGAAGGUUAAGAAUGUAGCUGAAAUCACCGGGACAGUGGCCAUUGAAUUUGGGAACCAAGCUUACAUGAAGGCACUGGAUAACGGAUUGUUUACUCUCGGGGCACCGCACGACGAAGGAGAGGGUCCAUCGCCGGAGGAAAUAUUAACAGCGUUUCCCAUAAGCGAGACUAAGGUCGCCUUGAAAUCAGGAUACGGCAAAUAUCUUGGGGUCGAUAAAAAUGGUGUCGUUGUCGGACGAAGCGACGCAGUCGGUUCUAUCGAACAGUGGGAACCAAUUUUUCAAGAUGGCAAGCUCGCUAUAUUAAAUAAUACCGGAUGUUUCAUGUCUGUUACAAACGAUGACGACAUAGUUUGCCAGAAUAGAACAGCUGGUUCGUCAGAGUAUAUUAUUAUAAGAAGUAUAAUACAACGUUCUCAGAGUCCUAGUAAGGAUAUUCCGAAAGAAGAACAAGGCUCACUUGCAGAAGUUGAAGUGAAUUAUGUGCGAAAGUUUCAAAAGUUCCAAGAUAAGAAGCUAAGGAUAAACAGAUCCGAUCAUUCCGAGUUGGAGAAGGCGAAAGUACAUGGAAAUUUGCAUGAAACUUUGUUAGAUAGGAGAAGCAAGAUGAAAGCUGAUCGUUAUUGUAAAUAAAUUUAGUGUUGUAAUUACGUGUAAAAUAAUAUUGUAAUAAAGUGUAGUUUAUA